Messenger RNA from Pieris macdunnoughi, 732 nucleotides. NCBI's taxonomy places the organism in Eukaryota, Metazoa, Arthropoda, Insecta, Lepidoptera, Pieridae. The record is from the annotation of a GenBank genome assembly.
AUGGACAAUCGUGUAAAGUGCCAGUGCGAAAAGUGUUUAUCGAAAAAAAUGGAAGACGAUUAUUACCACGUGGUGACAAGGAUGGAAGACAUAACCGAGCAGGACGACAGACACCUAGCGGGCGCGCGUAAAGAAAUAAGAAAUGAUUUGCACAUUAUUAUACCCGAAAACCCGUUCCCUGAUGAAGAAGUGGACGCAUACCCACCUCUAAAAUACUCUUGGGUAAUUCCCGAAAAGCUUGCAGCCAUGGCGUUUCCACGGCACAAGGAGAAUUUACAGUUUUUGGUUAACCAAGGCAUAACACACCUGAUAACACUGACGGCGGGAAAAAAGCCGCCGAUAGACGAUAUACCAAGAUUGCGGUGGACGGAGAUACCCGUCGAAGAGUUCGGAGUACCCACGGUAGAGCAAAUCGAGAAAUUUGUUGAUAUUUGUAAGAAAGCUGAUAAAAAUGGAGAGGUACUCGGUAUCCAUUGUCGUCAAGGACGCAGCAGAUCUGGUGUGAUGCUGGCUUGCUAUUUGGUUCACUUCCACAGAUUCCACCCUGAGCAAGCGUUAAACGUCAUUCGGAUGAUACGACCAGGUUCCUGUGACUUUGGCGAUCAAGAAGAGGCUGUCGGCAGAUAUUACGAACGGCUAACAGAAAACAAUCCUUUAAGAUUUGGUGUUAGCGGCGAUGUUAUGGAAGAAUUUAUAGAGGCAGCGAGGGAAUAUACUAAGAAAAUGCUUUAG